GAUUAAGAAGCCUGAAAACAGAAAUACUUUAUUAGUCUCACUCAGUCUUUAUUAUUUACACCUAGUCCUACUCCUAUAAAAAAACACAAAACUUUUCCUAGACAAAAACAGAAGGCAACGUCACAACUCGCUAGCUGCCUCGUCUGUCUCUCUCUUUCUGCAAAGUUCAAACUGGAAAACGUUGUGUAGAGCGUUGGGCGUUGAGCGUUGGGCAAUCAGCUGUUCUUAUUAGCAUUAUGAUUAUGUCCAGUUCAGGUUCGAAGCAGCAACCGUCCUCGUCAAAGCCGCCCAAAACCCCUAACCCCAUCACCCACCCCGACCUCCUUAACCCUAACCCCGCCGCCGCCAAAUCCAAUAUCAUCAAAAUGUCCCCUCCUCCUAAUCCUCUGGGUCUUACCCCGCAGGACGUGGUUCUGUCACGCGCCUCCCAUCUCACGCGCCAGGAACUCAUGAAGCGCCGAUUGCAGCACCUCAAGCAGCUCUCUCGAUGCUACCGAGACCACUACUGGGCUCUCAUGGAAGACGUCAAGAUCCAGUAUAGGGACUACUACUGGAAGUUCGGCGUCAGCCCUUUCAGGCAUGAGCUUAAUCAUGAUCCCGCAGAUGGAGAUAUUGGUGCUAAUCCUAGUAAUAACAUUGAGGGCUCUGCUGAUAACAAUCUUGUUAACAACAACAAUUAUAAUAUCAAUGUUAAUGUUAAUAAUCAUAAUAAUACUACUUUGGAUUUUAAGAACAAUCACCGCUGUUUGUUUGUUGGGUGUAAAUUCAAGGCCAUGGCUUUGACUAGCUUUUGCCAUCUCCAUAUUCUCUCCGAUUCCAAGCAGAAGCUUUAUAAGGCUUGCACUUAUGUCAUCAAGAGUGCUCAGGCAGGACCUAUAACAUGUGGAAAGCCUAUACUCAGAUCCACCGUUCCUUCUCUCUGUACAGUCCACUUCCAAAAGGCUCAGAAACAUGUUAACAGGGCCUUGAAGAAAGCAGGUCUAAAUGUUGCCUCAUCAAGUAAGCUUGCUCCUAAGUUUCAUGUCAUAGUGGCAGAAUAUGUACAUCAAAUCCAAGCCAAAAGAAGAGCCGCUCCAAAGGGAGAUACAAGCAAACCUACAAUUAAGGAAGAGAGUGCUAGCUGAACCUUACUCUCAGCAACUGCAGAUGUAACAAAGGCUGGUGAAAAUCAACAAAAAAUCAAAGCCAUCAAUCCAGGUGUCAACUUGCUGCCUGACAAUGGAGCCCAAGUCAAAGUGCAUUUUCAUCAUUGACGUAUUAGUACUGACACGGGAAUCAUAGACAUCAAUGAACUCCGCUGUGAAACAAUCUGCUUCACACAAUGUGCAUGCCUUCUCAGCUUGAUGAGUUUACCGGAAGUGGUGUGACAAAGGUGGUUUCAAGCCUUAAAAACUUGGACAUUUCCAACUUGCUUAUUCAACUGAAGAUUCAUUCCUGAUAUUAUAGUAUUUGUAAUAUAUGGAGCCCUGGAGAAGCUUCAAACCCUUUCUGGCAGGUUGUAGACAAGAACCUCUAUAUCAAGCCUUGUAUAGCAUAACCAAUUCAAAUAGUUUCAAUAGGACACUCCCGGAGCUUGUGCUUGUUCCUCUUGUUCCUUGUUGAUUUAUGAGCAUCUGUAAUCAGGUAAUAGAUGGAUCUUAGUAGUGAAUUUCGUUGCUAAGAUUAGUCUAUCUAGAAAUCAAGAAUGCAGCUUCCAAAAUCUAUACGUUUGUUUGAUUGCUA
Theobroma cacao (cacao) is the source of this 1722-nucleotide messenger RNA. RefSeq lists its product as uncharacterized. Gene Ontology annotation, cellular component: NSL complex. The record is from RefSeq and is a predicted model, not a curated record. Lineage: Eukaryota; Viridiplantae; Streptophyta; Magnoliopsida; Malvales; Malvaceae.